CCUACUUUUCAAAGCCCGUAUGUACCUUUAUGUGAGAGAAGUACUGCAUGCACAUUUGUGGAUGGUUUAGCUGGCGUGAAGCAGGGUAAAACUCCACGUUCCCCAUUUUUUGUACCGAGCUCUGUAUGCACGCGCGGGUCUGUGGGUGUGUGUGUGUGUGUGUGUGUGUGUGUUUGUGUGCAUGUGUGUUUGUUUCCAGCUCUCAUCAGGUUGGGUGCGUUGUACUGGGGAGUUGCUGCUGCAUCCAUCUGCCUGAAACUAAAAAGCUCCCAGCUGUCACUGCACAUUCCAGGGUGUUAAGGGAGACAGUGAAGCUGGUGGAAACAACCUCUUGACGUCGCGUCUCAGGAGAACGAAGGCAGCUUUUCUCCCUCCUAAACCCCAGCAGAGCCCCAAGCAUCCGUCAGACUCAUGACUGUUUGAGGGGACGAGGACCCACCGUGGCCCAUGCACUGUACCCGUUUCCCUCCCUGUCCUCCUCGUCCCUCAAGCUGACGCAAAACCCCAGACACCUACCCCCUCUUCCCCACCCCCACUCCCACCCCAUCCCCAGCGACUCGCCCCCUCCCGCCAUGGUGUCCGGCACGGAAACCGUGCACUACAUCCACCUUCACAACUCCAGCCAGUCGGUGCUGGAAGCCCUGCGCACGCAGCGGCGCGAGGGCCUCUUCUGCGAUGUCACCGUGCGGAUACAUGACGCUUCGCUGCGCGCCCACGCCUGCGUCCUGGCAGCUGGCAGCCCCUUCUUCCAGGACAAGCUGCUGCUGGGUCACUCUGAGAUCUCUGUGCCGCCGCUGGUGCCCGCCGAAACCGUGAAGCAGCUUGUGGACUUCAUGUACAGCGGCUCGCUGGUGGUGCUGCAGUCGCAGGCCCUCUGCAUCCUCACCGCCGCCAGCAUCUUGCAAAUCAAGACGGUCAUCGACGAGUGCACCCAGAUCAUCUCUCAGAGGAAGGCAGCGGCCACGGCUGCGGCGGCGGCAGCGGCAGCCGCCGCAGCAGCAGCAGCGGCAGGAGGAGGAGGGGGAGGAGGGGGGAUGCUCGGAGGAGUUCUCCCCAAACAAGAAGAGCGUGGCGUGGGAAAAGGGAGAGAGAGUGGCGGUGGUGGAGGGAGCUGUUCUGUUGGCGCAGGUGGAGGUUACGCAAACUUCCCUAACUUCAUGGCUGAAUGCGGUGCUAGUAACAUGGGCGGGGGGUUGGGGGGGGCCAGCGACAGCGGCCCAGGCCCGAUGGAGCAAUCUAACGCGGUGAGUCUGAUGGCACUGGGCGACAUGGGCCCCGGCUCCAUGUGCGGCGGCGGCGAAGGACUGGGCUCAGGAGCCGGCGCAAUCCUCAUGAAGCAGAGCCCCAGCUGUACUCAGGACGUCAGGUACAAGCUCCGAGACCUGUUGGCGCAGACGGCUAACGGAGCCAGCACUAGUAGCACAGGGACCCUCUCCGCGGGCUGCAGCUCCGGCGUGGCCAGCGUGGACAGCAUCGGCAGGGACGGUCUCCGCGGCAACACGGCGGACCUCUCCGAUGACCUGGUGGGGAUGGAAAGAUACAGCGAGGAGGAGGACCUGGACGGGAGAGAGCGGGGAAGAGACGGAGACAGAGACAGGGGGGCGGGCCACAGUCGCAAGCAGAGGCAGCCGCUAAGACUCCAGGUGCUGGGAGGAGAAGGAGUGGUGGUGAAAGAUGAAGGGGUUCAGGACCCGGAUGGGACCGUCUACGCCUUGGAGGACGGGAGCCGAGACGGACAGCAGGAGGGCUCCCAGGAAUCCAUGGCAGGCUUUGGACAGGAUUUCUACGACGAGCAGGGGGUGUUUUCGGAGAGCUUCUGGCCCCAGAGUGAGCCUCCGCAGGCCAUGGCUUUCAACCCCAGAGGGAGGGUCAACAAGCCUCUGACUCCGCCUCCAACCACGCAGUCCAUCAACAACCAGCUUCUCUUCCAGUACCCAGUGAGCCAGUCGCAGCCAGCGCCGUUCUAUGUGGGCGGGCCCAUGGGUGGGAUCGACAGCAUGGCGGGGACUGAGCCUCAGCAGGCCCCGCCUCCUGCGCCCAUGACCCCGGCCCCGCCUCCCUCCACCUCCUCCUGCUCUGCAGGCCCCUCCCCUUCCUCCCAGGGAUCUGAGACCUCAUUCGACUGCACACACUGUGGCAAAUCUUUACGUUCCAGGAAGAACUACAGCAAGCACAUGUUCAUCCACUCCGGUCAGAAACCUCAUCAGUGCUCCAUCUGCUGGCGCUCCUUCUCCCUGCGCGACUACCUCCUCAAACACAUGGUGGUGCACACCGGCGUCAGGGCUUUCCAGUGCUCCAUGUGUGGCAAGCGCUUCACCCAGAAAAGCUCCCUCAAUGUGCACAUGCGCACCCACCGUGCCGAGCGCACCUUCCAGUGCAACGUGUGCCACCGGGCCUUCACCCACCGCACCUUGCUGGAGCGCCACGCCCUGCAGCACGCCCACCACGCACCCCAGGGCCAAGGCCAGGGGCGUGGAGCCGACAUGACCUCACCUACCAAGCACAGUCCUCCGGCUCUGGGAGGGCCCUCAGGUAUGGCUGGCGCGGCUGGCAUGGUCAGCAGCAUGGCAAACAUGCCCAGCCACGGAGGUUCCUCCACCUAAAGAGAGAGAGAGAGAGAGAGAGAGA
Etheostoma cragini (Arkansas darter) is the source of this 2628-nucleotide messenger RNA. It is a transcript of the gene zbtb45, whose product is annotated as zinc finger and BTB domain containing 45. NCBI's taxonomy places the organism in Eukaryota, Metazoa, Chordata, Actinopteri, Perciformes, Percidae. The transcript has 7 exons. Gene Ontology annotation, molecular function: protein binding. The record is from RefSeq and is a predicted model, not a curated record. Gene Ontology annotation, biological process: negative regulation of transcription by RNA polymerase II; regulation of immune system process; regulation of cytokine production. Bases 573 to 2603 code for a protein of 676 amino acids.